AGACUUGGGGAAGAAAGCGGCAACAAAAACACAGCUGUGAUGGACAUAAUGAUUGCGGUGCAGGAUGCUUGUGUCUCCGGUCAGUGGCUUACUGCGAUAAUUCUCAGCCUGUGCUGCUUUCUACCGUCCUGUUUGCCCGCUGGACAAACUGUGGACUAUUCCUCGGUUGAAAGUGUGGUGAGCAGACAAGGCGACACGGCUCUAUUGAGGUGCUACCUGUUGGAUCGGAUCUCUAAAGCAGCCUGGCUGAACCGCUCCAGUAUCAUUUUUGCAGGGGAGGACAAAUGGUCUGUGGACCCUCGUGUGUCCAUCGUGUCGAGUGUUGGAGACAAACAUGAGUACAGCCUUCAGAUACAGAAAGUGGAUGUAAGUGAUGACGGCCAGUACACGUGCUCCAUUCAGAGCGAGCGCAACCCCCGGCCAAAACUUCUCAACCUCAUUGUAAAAGUUCCUCCCAAGAUAUACGACAUUUCCUCCGACAUCUCGGUGAAUGAGGGCAACAAUGUGUCGCUCAUCUGUGCAGCCAGAGGGAAACCUGAGCCAACCAUUUCCUGGAGGCACAUAACUCCAUUAGCCAGGAAAUAUGACAACGGCGAAUAUCUUAACAUCACUGGCAUCACCAGGGACCAGGCUGGAGACUACGAAUGCAGUGCUCUAAAUGACAUUGCCUCUCCUGACACCAAAACAGUAAAAGUCACAGUCAACUUUCCCCCAUCCAUCCAUGAGAUGAAGAGCCAAGCAGUUGGUCUGGGACGCACAGCUCUGCUGAGGUGUGAGGCUGCUGCGGUGCCUUCUCCGACAUUUGAGUGGUACAAGGGUGAAAAAAGGCUAAACAAGGGUCAGGGCAUUGAUAUCAAAAGCCUCAGCACCAGAUCAAUCCUCACAGUGAACAACAUGACGGAGGAUCGUUACGGGAACUACACAUGUGUCGCCUCCAACAAGCUAGGGACGGUUAAUGAAAGUGUGCCUCUCAUUCCAAUUAUUGAACCCACCACCACUAGUGCUGUCUCAAGCCCAGCACCCAACACUGCACCCUAUGGGAGCACAGGGAGCGCACACAUCCCACUGGCCUGUCGAUACCUGGUCCUGGCUCUCUCCUCGUUCAUAUGUGUGUACUAGCAGAGGCAAGCCCAGACACAAUGACUGUCGAGAGCAUUUAUGAAUCCUUUUUGACGUUGCUGAUGGCUGGAAUCCAAUCUGGUACAGUUUGUUGAGAAGCUGUGGUGGAAAAAUAAUCUGCAUUACUUUGUGUGGGGAUAUACUUUUUAUUUUCUUUUUGUUUUU
Molecule: messenger RNA, 1284 nt
Organism: Salarias fasciatus (jewelled blenny)
Lineage: Eukaryota; Metazoa; Chordata; Actinopteri; Blenniiformes; Blenniidae
Product: neuronal growth regulator 1-like
Exons: 8
Coding region: 40-1119 (359 amino acids)
Source: RefSeq, a predicted model, not a curated record